Messenger RNA from Pyricularia pennisetigena, 1866 nucleotides. RefSeq lists its product as uncharacterized. Gene Ontology annotation, molecular function: ATP binding; protein kinase activity. NCBI's taxonomy places the organism in Eukaryota, Fungi, Ascomycota, Sordariomycetes, Magnaporthales, Pyriculariaceae. Bases 1 to 1866 code for a protein of 621 amino acids. Gene Ontology annotation, biological process: protein phosphorylation. The record is from RefSeq and is a predicted model, not a curated record. The transcript has 4 exons.
AUGUCAACCAUUCAGCAGCUCAAGAACUUUAUUCGUCAUGGCAAGCAGGCCAGGGUAGCUAACAACUACGACGAGUCCCAAAAACACGACAACUCGGCUCUUCGCCACGAUCCUGUUAAGAACAUGGCGCCGGUGUCAGAACCUGGAUAUGGCGGAGUACCAGCUCACCAGCCUGCGCCGGCCGCCUAUUCAGUCCAACCGGGCAACGACGCAACGAACCGUGCUGCGCAGGCUGGCAACGUCGCCGCCCACCACGCCGAAGUCGACCAAGGUAUCCAACAUGGAAUCCCAAAGAGCAAGAGCAAGCGCAUCGACGAGAGCAACAUUGCCAAGCUGGUCGCCGAGGAGGCUGCAAGCAAGUCUAAAUUCCCCAAGUACCCUGGUUUGGAGAAUUGGGAGCUUCUGGAGAAGAUGGGAGACGGUGCCUUCAGCAACGUAUAUCGAGCUAGGGACCUUGAGGGCAAGAUGCCAGGCGAGGUAGCCAUAAAGGUUGUCCGCAAGUUUGAAAUGAGCAGUAUGCAGCGCGCAAACAUUCUCAAAGAGGUGCAAAUAAUGCGCCAGCUUGACCACCCCAACAUCAUCAAGAUGGUCGAUUUCAGCGAGUCAAAACAAUACUACUACAUCAUUCUCGAGUUGGCACCAGGUGGCGAACUAUUCCAUCAAAUUGUCAGACUGACAUACUUUAGCGAGGAAUUGUCAAGGCACGUUAUCGUGCAGGUUGCCAAGGCCCUUGAAUAUUUGCAUGAGGAGCGGGGAGUUGUUCACAGAGACAUCAAGCCUGAGAACAUUCUCUUUUCGCCAAUUCCAGUCGUACCAUCGAAGCACCCCAAGCCGAAGCAACCCGGCGACGAGGACAAGGUCGAUGAGGGCGAGUUCAUCAAGGGUGUUGGUGGCGGUGGCAUUGGCCAGAUCAAGAUUGCCGAUUUUGGUCUGUCUAAGAUCGUGUGGGACAAUCAAACCAUGACGCCCUGCGGCACCGUCGGUUACACCGCGCCGGAAAUUGUCAAAGAUGAACGCUAUUCAAAGUCGGUCGACAUGUGGGCCCUUGGGUGCGUUUUGUAUACGCUACUGUGUGGCUUCCCACCAUUCUACGAUGAGAGCAUCGAGAUCCUCACGGAGAAAGUCGCCAAGGGCCAGUACACUUUCCUCUCGCCGUGGUGGGAUGACAUCUCCAAGUCGGCACAGGAUUUGAUCAGCCAUCUCUUGACUGUGGAUCCAGAGAAGCGCUUUACAAUCACCGAAUUCUUAGCACACCCCUGGAUUCGCGGGUCGGGACCGACGCCCCGCGACGAGAAGAAGCUUGCUCCCGACGGCAUGCUUCGCGCUUUCGAUGCCGGAAGGCUACAGGAUGGCGAUCGCCGGUACGACUUUAGGUCUCCUGGUGCCGUCAACCUGCGCGAGGUGUUUGAUGUUGGUUACGCUGUACACCGACAGGAGGAAGAAGGCAAGCGCCGCAAGCAGGUUGGGGCCAAGGCUGGUGGAAUGCCAGCCAUACUCAACAACCUCAAUGAGGAGGAUGAGGACGCCAGCAUGCGUGAUGCUGACAGCGAUGAGAGUGGCGAGUACUCGCAUAAGAAAUCGGGGACCAACACAACACAGGCGCUGGAGCAGAGCAUGCGUAACACCAAUAUCCGCGGUGAAAAGGAGGCCCAGCGUGGUCGGGAGCGCGAAAGUAACAAAGGCGUCCCGACUGCGGCUGGUGAGCCUCAGCAACGCGGUUAUGGACAGCACUCGGCAGCGGUGACAGCUGCUGCGAGACAGCAGGUGCGGGAUCGCAACCGACAGAAGGGGGCGUUUGAGCUGAACCUCGACGGCGCCACACUGUUGGGGAGGAGAGGAGUGAAACAGGCACCCCCUGUUGCAUGA